AUGGCUCUGCUUUCUUGGUUCACCACGUUAUCGUUGAUAUUCGGCGGUUGCUGCAGCAACGCCCUCACCCUAGAACAACUCACAUCCUCAUUUCCGCGCUCAGGGACACUUAUAACAUUUGCGCAAUUUCUCGUUGUCGCGCUCUCCGCUCUACCCCGCCAAGUGGAGCUCAGCAGGAGCUCCCGAUCUGCUAUAAUACCCAUACCCCGCCUCAAACGGCGGCAGAUACCUUUGACCCCGUACUUGAUACAAGUCGCCCUGUUUUGUCUCAUCUCGCUGCUCAACAAUGCUGCGUUUGCGUAUGACGUCCCUAUGUCCGUCCACAUCAUCUUCCGAAGCGGGGGUCUCGUCGUGAGCAUGGUGCUCGGCUACCUUGUCCUCGGACGCAAAUACUCCACCCUCCAGAUAUUCUCCAUCGCCCUCGUCUCCGCCGGCGUCCUCCUCACGACCCUCUCCGCAUACAACCCCACCCCACGAGCUUCCUCCAGCUCCGACACCAGCAAGGCCCUCUCGUCUCAAUACCUCAUCGGCAUCUCCCUCCUCUCCCUCGCACUCCUCCUCUCCGGCCUGCUCGGCAUCGUCCAAGAACGGACGUACAGCCGCUACUCCCGCUCGCUCACGCACAAUCCUUGGGAAGAAUCCAUGUUCUACCUCCACGCGCUCUCGCUCCCCAUGUUCCUCUUCCUCCGGCACGACAUCGCCGCCCAGCUCGCCGCCAUCCGCCGCGGACCCACCACCGUCCUCGCCCUCCCCCACUUCCCCGUCCGUUUCGACCUCCGUUCUGAUUUUGGGACGGGAGCGGGGACGACGGUGGCGAUCCCGGCGGGCUACAUCCCGCUCUUCCUGAACACGCUCACCCAGCUCGUCUGCGUCUCGGGCGUCAAUCAGCUCACGGCGCGCGUGAGCUCGCUCACCGUCACGCUCGUCCUCGCCGUCCGCAAGGCCGUCUCGCUCCUCGUCAGCGUCCUCCUCUUCCGCUCCCAGAGUCAAACCGUCGACAUGGGCAUGAUGUGGAGCGGCGCGACGCUCGUACUUCUUGGGACCGUUCUGUACUCGGUCGCCACGGGAACGAGCAAGAGCCGCGCACAGGAGAAGGAGCGGAAGGAGACAGACGCGAGAGCGAAGGGGCCGGUCGCUUUCGACGAGAGCGUGGAGAAGAAGAUGAAGCGGGAUUGAUGGGUGGCCGAUAGGCUGCGUUCGGCGCGAGGGGGCGUUUUCAUCACCUCCCUUACGCAGGGCUACUCUCAGGCCAGGAUCUAGGGCUGGACUCUUCGUCACCAAGUUCUCACUCUAGACGCCGAAACACUUGUAUCUUCUGAAAUCACAUCCUCGCAGCAUAGCCAACCCCAGAUAACGCCCGUGGACGCGACGUGCAAGGUCCUCACCUUGACCCUGCCACCCUCCC
This is a messenger RNA of Punctularia strigosozonata HHB-11173 SS5, 1405 nucleotides long. RefSeq names its product UAA transporter. Lineage: Eukaryota; Fungi; Basidiomycota; Agaricomycetes; Corticiales; Punctulariaceae. The coding region runs from base 1 to 1176 and encodes 391 amino acids. Gene Ontology annotation, cellular component: Golgi membrane; endoplasmic reticulum membrane. The transcript is spliced from 3 exons. The record is from RefSeq and is a predicted model, not a curated record. Gene Ontology annotation, biological process: transmembrane transport. Gene Ontology annotation, molecular function: UDP-N-acetylglucosamine transmembrane transporter activity.